AUGGAGCGCUUUAAUGAAAACGGAAGUCUGUCAGCGUGCCGUGCGGCCGCAUUGUCGACGACAAUGCUGACGCGUCGCAAAUCGUCCAUAGAUGGCACAAAAUCAGAAAGAAGCCGUCGACGAGGCGAAUCGAUCGGCGGCGCAUUCACUGAUAUGAUCAAUCUGGAGCCAACGGCUAUUAUUAAUAAAUCUACAGAGCUUCUUCACGAACGUUUCCUACGAGAUAUGGUCCGUGCAGCAUGUCUUUUAUCAAUGAUAUCACUAUGUCUACACACACCAGAUACAAUCAAAAUGUGGCCACCAUUAAACUAUAUAAUUCUGGUGAAUGACAUCCUGGUAACCUUGAUAUUCAUUGGAGAAGCAGCUGCCACAAUCAAUCAAAACGGUCUGUUCGAUAAUCAAAAUUCGUAUUUACGGGAUCGGUGGUAUCAAUUCGAGUUCUUUCUUCUUAUUAAUCACAUUCUAUCAUGUGUUAUUCACAUUUAUGAAUUUUGCUCAAUAUGGUUUCCUUCACUUAAUUUUUUUGUAAGUUUGAAACAAAUUAUAUUUGAAAAGGUUGCAUUGAAAUUUCAGUAUUAUCCAUGGUUCGGUGCUCUUCGAUCAGCCCGAUCUUUCAUUUUUCUACGAUUCAUCCGCUCAAUUGUUCGAUUCAAACUUCCAAAGAAGACAAUUAAAUUAAUCAUGAAGCGAUCAUCUCAACAAAUCCAAAAUGUGACAAUUUUCUUCAUGUUUUUUGUAUUCUCGUAUGCAAUCAUGGGCGUUCAAUUAUUCGGAAGACUCAACUACCAUUGUGUUGUGAAUGGAACAGAUCCUCACAACGUGACAAUUGCUGAUCUUGCGAUUCCGGAUACAAUGUGCUCUCAGAAAGGAGCCGGUGGAUAUGAGUGUCCUGGAAAUAUGGUCUGUAUGAGAUUGGAGUUACAACCACAAGCAGAAGGAUUCUAUGGACAAUUCAGUGAUUUUGCAUCGUCUCUUUUUACAGUUUAUUUGGCUGCCAGUCAGGAAGGAUGGGUUUAUGUACUCUAUGACUGUCUUGAUUCAAUGCCAUCCUUUUUGGCUUUCUUCUAUUUCGUCACCUUGAUAUUCUUCCUAGCAUGGCUAGUUAAGAAUGUGUUCAUUGCCGUCAUCACUGAAACAUUUGCUGAAAUUCGUGUGCGAUUUGCAGAAAUGUGGCAAACGAGAGAGGCAACAUCGGAUCAUGCGUUUACGCAGAAGUUAGAAAAAGAUGAGAAUGGCUGGAAGUUGGUGGAAGUUGACAAGUACAAUAGAGCACAUUCGAAUAAUUCUCUUUUUCUACAUACGAUUGUAACAUCAACUGUAUUUCAAACGAUCAUGCAGCUGCUGAUCCUUGCCAAUGCAAUAUUCCAUGCAACAUUUGUUUUCUAUCAUGACGAAUCGGACCAAAUUCGAAAAGUGUUUUAUUAUUAUGUCGAAGUGGGAUUCACGAUUUUGUUCAACACAGAAGUCGCCAUCAAAGUUUAUGCAUUUGGAUGGAAUGCGUACAUUUCAAGAGGACAGCACAAGUUUGAUUUCCUGCUUUGUGUUGGAUCGAGUCUGAAUGCUAUCUGGAUUCUUUACGAAACAAACUUUUUCACAUACUUCCAAGUAUUUCGAAUAGCUCGUCUCAUCAAAGCUUCUCCGAUGCUUGAAGAUUUCGUCUACAAGAUUUUUGGACCGGGAAAAAAAUUAGGAGGUCUUGUGAUAUUCACCGCAAUUCUUCUUCUUGUUACAUCGGCAAUUUCAUUACAAUUAUUCUGUUAUGUUCCAAAACUGAACAGGUUCACCAAUUUCGCAGCGGCAUUCAUGACCAUGUUUCAAAUAAUAACACAAGAAGGAUGGACAGAUGUUGUUAUUGAAAUUCUAAGAGCUUGCAAUGAACAAGCAGUUCCAUUUGUAGCCAUUUAUUUUGUAGCUUAUCAUUUAUUAGUUACUUUGUUCGUCUUGUCGCUAUUCGUUGCCGUCAUUUUGGAUAAUUUGGAAAUGGAUGAAGAAUUGAAAAAAGUGAAACAACUGAAAGCCAGAGAACAGGAUACAAUAAAAACGACACUCCCAAUGCGACUUCGAAUAUUCAAUCGAUUUCCAACUGCUCCAACGAUGGUAACCAUGAAGAAGGUGUCUUCUGAAUUCCCACUUCCGAAGAUUCGAGACUCAUUUACAAGACAAUUUGCUGAUGAAUUUGUGGAGACAAGUGAAGAUCCAAUGCAAGAGAUAGGCCUCAAAGUUCGUUCAAUGUUAUCUGGAAAGGGGCCAUCAAAAGAAACAAGAAUAACAACUACAAUUCGCCACGUUGGACAAUUAUCCAACAAGACAAUUCUGACAUCAAUUCUAACCGAAUCCAACAGAAAUCGUGCACUUUUCUCGGAAUCCAAUCAGCAUUUAGCCAAUUUCACAAGGAGCAAUACAUCAUCGAAACACGGAAAAAGUGGAAUUCUAUCAGCAACUUCGCGUUCAAGAACUCGUGGAUUGGCUUCGUUGAAAGGGAAGAAUAUGGUGGAGGGUUUCAAAGAAAACGGAGAUUUGAGACCGGAAGAUACAGCAAGAAAAGUGGAAAAACAUGGGGAAAUUGAUUUCAAAGCAUUUCAAAUGAAAAGAGCUCAUGCUGAAAUAACAAGAAACCGCAUAGAAGAAGAGAUGCGGGAAAAUCAUCCGAUGUUCGAUCGUCCGUUAUUUCUUGUGGGUCGAGAAUCUUCCCUCCGUAGAAUGUGUCAAAUGAUUGCUCACUCCCGUCAUUCUUAUGAUCAAAAUGAUGGACAACACCGGAAGAAUUCGAAUAAAUAUAAACAGUUUCAUGAUCUUUUGGCAAUAAUAACCUAUCUGGAUUGGGCAAUGGUCUUGGUUACAACUCUGUCGUGCUGUAGUAUGUUAUGGGAAUCUCCAUGGCCAUUAACUGGAGAGAAUCUCAUUUUCAACAAUUUCUAUCUUCAGAUAGCAGAAUACAUAUUCGUACUUGUCAUGAGCUUCGAGUUAACUGUGAAAUGUAUCGCUAAUGGUCUUUUCUUCACUCCGAAAGCAUUGGUUACGGAUGUUGGAGACAUUUUGACCAUUUUCAUUUACAUUACAAGUCUAAUAUUUGUGAUCUGGAUGCCAACUCAUAUUGAGAUCAACAGUUGGGCACAACUUCUUAUGAUAUGCCGAGCAUCUCGUCCGUUGAGAGUUUAUGCACUGAUUCCACAUAUUCGAAGAGUUGUUGUGGAGUUGUGCAGAGGCUUUCGAGAGAUUUUAUUGGUGAGUGUUGUGACGAUUCUGCUCGUGGUUCUAAUGUUCAUUUUUGCGAGUUUUGGAGUUCAACUCGUCGGUGGAAAACUGGCAGCUUGCAAUGAUCUGUCCAUAACAUCUCGUGAGAAUUGUACUGGACUGUAUGAUGUGAAAUUGUUUGUGACUCGAUUGGAAGUAUACGGUAAAAACGAAGCUAUGCAUCCAUCCAUCAUUGUCCCACGAGUAUGGACCAAUCCGAGGAACUUCAACUUUGAUCAUAUCGGAAAUGCAAUGUUGGCUCUAUUCGAAACUCUUUCUUAUAAGGGAUGGAAUGUUGUCAGAGACGUUUUGUAUAUAAGACAUGGAGCUUGGGCGGUUAUCUUCAUCCAUAUCUACGUCUUCAUUGGAUGCAUGAUUGGACUAACACUUUUUGUCGGAGUCGUUGUUGCAAAUUACACUGAAAAUCGAGGAACUGCCCUUCUGACAGUCGAUCAACGUCGUUGGCAUGAUCUGAAGGCCAGACUAAAAAUGGCACAACCUCUCCAUGUGCCUCCAAAACCUCCGGAAUCUGCAAAAGUCCGUUGCUAUCUGUACGAUAUGACGACUUCCAGAUGGUUCAAACAGACAUUCGCGGCUCUCGUUGUUUUGAAUUCACUGACUUUGAUAAUUCCAUGGAAUGUCAGUGAAGAACGAGAUCGGAAGAAAUCUUUGCUGACUUGUACUCUCUUUUCUGCUCUUUUUAAUAUCUUAUUCACUUUGGAAUGCUUACUCAAAAUGAUUGCAUUUACCCUUUCCGGAUUCUGGCAGUCAAGAAGAAAUCGAAUUGACUUGAUCAUCACAGUUCUUGGAAUCAAUUGGAUUGUUUUUCAUUUUCUAUUUCAAUUGCCCGCAUACUUUGCCGGAGGAAUAUCUGAAUGGAAACGUCUAACAUAUACCUACGGAUAUCUGGUUGUCAUUCUUCGUUUUUUCACAAUAGCCGGGAGAAAAUCAACUCUAAAAAUGUUGAUGUUGACAGUUGUAAUGUCGAUGGUUCGAUCUUCGUUUAUUAUUGCUGCAAUGUUUUUGUUGGUUCUUUUUUAUGCGAAUGCCGGAGUCGUUCUAUUUGGAAUGGUCAAGUAUGGACAGGCGGUUGGGAAACAUGUAAACUUUCGAAACGGACGAGAAGCUCUUGUUGUCUUAUUUCGAUCUGUAACUGGAGAGGAUUGGAAUGAUAUCAUGCAUGACUGUAUGAGAGCUCCACCAUUCUGUAACUGGCAUCCAGGACUCAGUUAUUGGCAAACCGAUUGCGGAAAUUAUGUUGGAGCAAUUGUCUACUUUUGCUCUUUUUAUCUCAUUAUCACUUAUAUCGUGUUGAAUCUUCUUGUCGCUAUCAUUAUGGAGAAUUUCUCUCUAUUUUAUUCGUCUGUCGAAGAUCAACUACUCUCUUAUGCAGAUAUUCGAAACUUCCAAUUAAUUUGGAAUAUGGUCGAUGUCGAACAGAAACGAUCGAUUCCGGUUAGAAGAGUAAAAUUUCUUUUGAGAUUGUUAAGAGGAAGACUUGAAGUACCUGAUGAAUCAGAUGGACUUCUAUUCAAGCAUAUGUGUCAUGAAAUGGAAAGACUUCAUAAUGGAGAUGAUGUAUCGUUUCAUGAUGUCCUAAAGUAUGUUGAUCCAGCUUUAACCUUUUAUGUUACCUACCGGAGUGUGGACAUUCGGAAAAAUCUUCAACUGGAAGAACUGUUACAAAGAGAAGAAUUAGAAUAUAUAAUUGAAGAAGAGGUUGCAAAGCAUACAAUUCGACAAUGGCUGGAACACUGUCUUAAAAAUAUCAAAGCGAAACAAAAUAAUACUCUUGGGAAAAUGAGUUCAAUUGGAUCAACAUUUGCCUUCCCACAGCAAGAUGUAUUGACAAAAGGAGUGUUUUUAACAGAAGCAUCUCCUGACGAAGAAUCAUUACAAGGAGAAAGAGGAAGUGGAAAAAAGAAGGCGUCGAGAGGAAAUUCCAUUACUGAGAUUGUAACCGAAGCACAAAAGAAGAGUGUGAAACGAGGAGCUGACAAAAUCAAGGAGAGACGUGGCACACUUCGCCAAAUGCAAAUGGGAACUUAUGAUGAACUAGAAGAAGUUGAAGAAGACGAAGAUACAGAUGCAGAAGUCAGAAGAUCUUCAUUUGAGUAUUCUGGAUCCGAUGUGAUACAAAUGUCACAUGAAAAACAAUUAGAAGACGUCAAAACUUGGUGGACACUGUGUGAUUGA
Molecule: messenger RNA, 5430 nt
Organism: Caenorhabditis briggsae
Lineage: Eukaryota; Metazoa; Nematoda; Chromadorea; Rhabditida; Rhabditidae
Gene: Cbr-nca-2
Product: Protein CBR-NCA-2
Exons: 22
Coding region: 1-5430 (1809 amino acids)
Biological process (GO): monoatomic ion transport; transmembrane transport
Cellular component (GO): membrane
Molecular function (GO): monoatomic cation channel activity
Source: RefSeq, a predicted model, not a curated record